This is a messenger RNA of Penicillium odoratum, 996 nucleotides long. RefSeq names its product elongation of very long chain fatty acids protein. Lineage: Eukaryota; Fungi; Ascomycota; Eurotiomycetes; Eurotiales; Aspergillaceae. Gene Ontology annotation, molecular function: fatty acid elongase activity. Gene Ontology annotation, cellular component: endoplasmic reticulum membrane. Gene Ontology annotation, biological process: very long-chain fatty acid biosynthetic process; fatty acid elongation, polyunsaturated fatty acid; sphingolipid biosynthetic process. The record is from RefSeq and is a predicted model, not a curated record. The coding region runs from base 1 to 996 and encodes 331 amino acids. The transcript is spliced from 3 exons.
AUGGCGUCGUUCCUCCAGAAUGUGCCCCUCCCAUCCAUUGAUCGGCCCUUUGGCGUGCACCUGUGGCCUAUCUUCGAUAAGGCCUUCGAGCUGGUGAAGGGAUACCCUGCCAGCGAGUUCAAGUUCCAGGAGGGUGUGACCGCCAUGUCCACCCUGAAGGAGACCGCGGCUCUUAUGGUUACCUACUACGUGGUUAUCUUCGGUGGCCGUGAGGUUAUGAAGAACUUUCCCGCCUUCAAGCUCAACACUCUCUUCAUGAUCCACAACUUCAUCUUGACUGUUAUCAGUGGUGUCCUGUUGGUUCUGUUCUUGGAGCAACUGAUCCCCACUCUCUGGAACCACGGUGUUUUCUACACUAUCUGUGACCACCGCGGUGGAUGGACUCAGCCUCUCAUUGUUCUUUACUACCUGAACUACCUUAACAAGUACUGGGAGUUCCUCGACACUGUUUUCCUGGUCCUUAAGAAGAAGCCCUUGACCUUCCUCCACACCUACCACCACGGUGCUACUGCCCUUCUGUGCUACACUCAACUUAUCGGUCUGACUGCCGUGCAAUGGGUUCCGAUCACUAUCAACUUGCUGGUUCACGUUGUGAUGUACUGGUACUACUUCCAGAGUGCCCGUGGUGUCCGCAUCUGGUGGAAGAAGUACAUCACCAUGCUGCAGAUCCUCCAGUUCGUCAUUGACGUUGGCUUCAUCUACUUCGCCUCGUACAGCUACUUCUCUUCUGUCUACUUCCCCUGGGCUCCCACCAUGGGCAAGUGUGCCGGUGAGGAGUUCGCUGCAUUUGCUGGUAUUGCCAUCAUCACCUCUUACCUUUUCCUGUUCAUCGGAUUCUACAUUGCCACCUACAAGAAGGAGGUCAAGGUCGGCCGCCCCCGUAGCAACACCGGCAAAAAGUCCCUGAUCGACAUGAAGAACUUCGAGAUCCCCUCCCCGGCUGCCACCGCUACCGGUCGCUCCAACGGCCCGGUCACUCGCUCCCGCAAGGCGUAA